AUGUUCAAAUUCGUGAUUCUUUUCGUCGCCCUCUUCGCUUUGGCAUCUGCUGUCCCUAAACCUCUUUCUCUAGUGUCAAGCAGCCCUUACUACGGAUCUGCUGUCGCUUACUCUGGAUAUCCCGGAUAUGGUUAUGCCCAAGCUGGUCCCUACAGCUUAGGUUACUCUGGAUACUCCGGCGCUUACCCAUAUGCAUACUCAGGAUUGUACAAUAACGGAGUAUACGGAUAUUCUGGACUCUACAACGGUGGAGUUAAUGCUUAUUCUGGACUUUACAACAACGGACUAUAUAGAUCACCUUUGGCAUAUUACUAA
Diabrotica balteata is the source of this 315-nucleotide messenger RNA. NCBI's taxonomy places the organism in Eukaryota, Metazoa, Arthropoda, Insecta, Coleoptera, Chrysomelidae. The record is from the annotation of a GenBank genome assembly.